UAGGCCUAGGUCAUUUACAUAUUCAUGUGUGCGGCGCUAUACAAUCUUUGGUUUGAACGCAAAUCAGUGUUUCAAGUGUUUCCCACAAAACUAGUGCAUAAAUAUUUGAAAAGAAUUAUUUUAUCCACACCCAUGUUUAAGUAAUCCAUUUGAUAACAUUCUGAAGUCGCGGUGUGUAAAGAACUUGAAACAGUAGGUGGCAUACUAGUAUUGCCAAAGAUCGUACAGCGCCGCUAUAUAAUCUUUGGUAUUGCCACGGACAUGCAAGUCAAGCCAUGAAAAAUGUAGCCCUGGAAAAAACUGACCAAUAGGAGAGCUCGUUUCGGCGUCGAGGCUUCCUCUUGUAAACAACAGCAAACGAGAAUUAAAGCCGGUGUCUGUCGACUGACCUUCUUGCAGUUGGACCAUCACACUCUCUGGAGAUCAACCCUCCGGAGAGAGACACAGUGCAUGCAACAAUGCGCUUGGAGGACCUUGAUGGGGAUUAUGAUGAUGCUCAAUUUGGCCAGUAUUUCCCUGAAGAUUGGCGCCGAGGAUGACUGUCGACAAGGGGCGUGGCCCCGCCUCCCCUCCUCUCCAUGUUCACGUGGAUGAAGUCACACCAGUUCACGUUCACAUCAAGAAAGGGGCUAAGAAAUCAGCCACAGCAAGGGCAGUUGAGGAAAAAUUGAAGGACAGCAAGGCUCGAUCGAGCCGAAGCUUUGGCAUGGGAAAUGUCAGACCAACCACCUCCUCCAAAGAACCCUGGGUCCCAGCUCCCGGGAAAUCAACCAAAGGAAAGAAAUUUUCAUGGCAGGGACCAUCACACUCUCUGGAGAUCAACCCUCCGGAGAGAGACACAGUGCAUGCAACAAUGCGCUUGGAGGACCUUGAUGGGGAUUAUGAUGAUGCUCGAUUCGGCCAGUACGAGAAAAAGAUUGACAGCCUCAUGACAGAAGUAGGCACCCUCAAGACAGAGAGGGAACUUGAGCGCACUAAACGCAUGGCAGAGAGAGCCAAGGAAGAACUGGAUAUCUCCAAACGUCUCCUGGAGAACCAGGAAGAAGAGAUCACCGACUACAAGGAGGAGCUGGAGAUGACGGAACGUGAAAAUGAGCAGCUACGACGCUCUGUGGACAUGCUCAGGAAUGACACUGACUUGACAAGGGCUGAGAAAGCUGUUGUCAAAUCAGAGCGUGAGAGACUCCUUAAGAAGCUGGUGGAAGUGGAGUUGGAUGCUGGGGCUGCCUCAAAGCAAGUCACUCAACUCAGGGAUGCAGUGAACAAACUGAGGGAGGAAAAGCGGAUCUCUUCUCAUGACAGCAAGAUCUUGACCAAGCAGCGAGAGCUACUUCUUCAGAAGCUUGAGGACUUUGAGAGAACCAACGCAACACUGAGACAGAUGCUACGGGACCAGCACAAAUCAGAGGCAAGGCGUGAACGAAGCGAGGAACAGCGCGACGUCCUCCUGCGCAAGCUCACCCAGUCAGAUGCCGACAACCAACGCCUGCGUGUCCUGGCCGUGGAGAAAGAUGAGGAGAUCGGCACGCUGCGGGACACGCUGGCCUCGGAGCGGGAGCAACUGCGCUCGGUAACAGAUCUGCAGGCCUCGGUGGCCGCCACCCGGGGCCACCUGCAGAACCAGCUGCGCAAGCGGGAGGCCGACUGCAACCGGAUGGCAGUGCAACUGCGGCAGGCAGAGAACCGGGCAGAGCAGCAGCAGAUCGAGGUGGACCACGUCCAGGGGCUGCUAGCGGCUGCCAAGGAGAAGGCAGCCGCCGACAAGGAGGCCCUCAAGAGAGCCACCAGAGUUCAGAAAGAUCGUGCGACACGCAGUGAGGAUGCUGUGGAGAGGCUAAACAUGCAGCUGCUGGAGUCGGAGACUAAGCUAGCAGACUCGGCCAUGGCCAGCGAUCAGUGGAAGGCCCGCGUAGAGAAACUCACCCGGGAGAAAGUGCAGCAGGAGACUGAGAAUGCGGUACUCUCACGGAGGAUUGAUGAUUUGGAAGACAAGCUGAAAGAAGCUGAAAUGAGCAUGCGGGUUACAGCAGAUGACCUCAAUCAUAAACUACAUAGCAAGUCUACUGAACUUACCACACUGAAACUAGAGAAUGACAAACUCCGGUCAUCUCUAGCCACUGUGCAAGACAAGCUGACCUUUGCCACAAGUGAGGUGGACCAACUCAAGACCAGCAUCCAUGACUAUGAGUCCCUCGUUGGCGAGUACAAAUCUCAGCAUCCAUUCUCCUAUUUUAAGCACAGAUCAAGGAUGAGUAAAUCUCGUCGGGAGGCUCUGGAUGCAUCCCUCCAACUGGAACAGGAACAGCAGCAGAGGAGCCGCAGAGAGCAAGAGGCAGUCAAGGAGAUGGACAUUUUGAGGAAUCACCUGGAGAGGAGACUACAAGAGCUGGAACCACUGCCGGAGCAGCUGCGUAACUCAGAACAGAAGCUCCUUGAAGCAACAGAGAAGCUUCUGGCCCAGGAGAGAAGAUUCUCUGAACAGACAAAGGUCAUCUCAGAUCUUUCUACCAAGGUCGAACACCAGACUGAGCAGGUGGAAACAAUGAGGGAUAAAUGGCACACAGCACAGGAUGGCAACAGGUCUCUAAGCGCCCAAAUGGAGUCUGUCCAAAGGCGCCUGCAAGAAGCUGAAGACCAGAACAAGGAGCUCCAUGCCAUCAUUGCCAAACGGGAAGAGACCAUCCACCAAAACCAGUUGAGGCUAGAGGACAAGACCCGAGAGAAUUCCAGCCUGACGCGGCAGCUAGAGCAGGCCAUCAGCGACAGUCGGCGCCUAGAGGAGGAGGGAAGGGAAAAGGCCAUCCAGCGAGAACGCAACGCCCAGGCCAGGAUCAUGGACCUGGAGUCACAGCUCAACCGGAUCAAGGGGGAAGUGCACCAGACAAAGCGGGCCAAGGAGGAUGCGGAGCGUAAAUUCAACUCUCAACUUUACGACCUGAAGGACCGCCUAGAGCAGUCCCAUAGCACCAACCGCAGCAUGCAGAACUACGUCCAGUUCCUCAAGAACUCCUACGCCAACGUCUUUGGAGAUACCUCCCUCAGCGGGUCCCCUCUGAGGGGCCACACGCCGUUGCGGACAUGACAGGGUGGAGCUUUAAAUUAUUUCAGGCAUAGGGAUGUAGGGUACCACAAUCAGGUAGGUGAAGGACUGACACAAGCAAGGCUUACAAGUGGGCUUCAUCAUGCAUCGAAGGCGUAUAAAAGAUUUCAGCUCAUUUGGACCAUUUUCCAUUUGGUCUAUUCAGUCCAAUGCAUGAUUUGCCAGACACCAAAGUACAUUUACAUAAGUAUCAAUUUGAUUGUUAAAAAGUACCCUUUGAAACACUGACAGUCAGUUCCACUAAACAGUCCACAAAAUUGGACUGUGGUUUUCAAAGUAAUUUCUGGUUUUCCUUAUUGGGCAGAAGACAGUUUUUCAGUGAUUUAUACUAAAAGUUAAGUGGAGGGGGCAUGGACAUAAUCAUAGAUUUAAAGCAAAGAAAUCCCCUUUGAGUCUGAGAUUUUACUGUGCAGACUCACUUCCUCCUUUUAGAGAUCACAGCAUAUGGCCGAGAGUAAUCCAGGAUUCUUACCAAAAUAAUACUCGAGGUUUAUAAAGAAUGAUGUAGACGCGUGAAGACCCAUUUUCACAAGUCUUUGCGCACUGACGAGUAAAAACACUAGUUAUUUGUACACUUGCCACUCAUCACAGCAGUGCUGUUUUGCAUUCAGGAAUUGAGUGUAGAAAGUAUCAACAAUACGCAAUACGCUGCAGGAGAAUUUAUUUAACUCGUACUGGCAAAACGCUGUUUUAGUUAUCCAUAUUUAUUUACAUAUUUUGUGAACAGUUUUUAAGACAGUAAUAAUAGAGCUGCUUAGAAAUCAGGCAAGUUACACAUCAGUGAAUCAGGCACAGUGAAUGUUUCAAUCAGUAAAAGAUACAUACUUGCUGAAAGUGAAAUGAACUUAUUUUUUACAGCCAACCGCUGUCUAGGAUCAGGAACUAAUGUCUUUGUCUGUGUUUAGUGUACUUGUACUGUAGAUGGAAAACAAAUCCAAGCUAUGUUUGGUGGUGAAGUACCAGGAUCACACCAUUAUUAAAAUCUACCCAAUGCUGGCAAAAUGAAUUGAAGGUCUGCUUUUAACUUUAUUGCAUGCUUGGACUACCAUUUGUUGUCGAGGGAAAGAUCACUAUGCCCUUAAUACUCUAGACUGAUUAGUACCAAAAAUAGUUGGUCAUACCCUGGUAGUUAAGCACUUGUGCAGUUCCUUUUUAUGCCACAUACAGUUAACAUACAGUUAAAGAUGAUACAACAUUGAAACAUCAGUCAUCAAAACAUUGUUUGUAAUUAAAAUUUUUAUUUUUCC
Molecule: messenger RNA, 4347 nt
Organism: Acanthaster planci (crown-of-thorns starfish)
Lineage: Eukaryota; Metazoa; Echinodermata; Asteroidea; Valvatida; Acanthasteridae
Gene: odf2
Product: outer dense fiber of sperm tails 2
Biological process (GO): regulation of cilium assembly
Cellular component (GO): centrosome
Source: RefSeq, a predicted model, not a curated record